AUGCUCCCGCAGUGCUCGUGGGGCUGCCGGCUGGAUGUGUUUGACGCUGCAGACGGAAAGGUGUGCAACCCCGUGCAACGUCGGCCACAUUCGACCACUCGAGCACCGCGCGAGGACAGGACGCCGGCGCCUCUAGCAUGCACUGUAAUGCUAGCCGGCCGACUCCCUGUGUUCAGCGGCUGGAGAGGGCGCAUCUACAGCACAGCAAUGGCUUGUAAGUCUGAAAGGCCUAGUGCCUGCCAAUGUAAUAAAGAUCCAGUUAACAGCAUUCUUUUCCGAAUGCUUAAUUCAGAAGUCACAUCAAAACCUAACAGUCAGCAAGAGUAUCAUCAAUACAGCUGUAAUUCAACUGGAGGAUGCUCAUGUGAGGGCAACAAGAAGGUGUCGCAGUGCCCAUGCGAGGGCAACAGGAAAGUGGUGCUGAAGAACUCUGAAGAUAUCUGCAAAAAAGCAUCUGAAGUGUUAUUAAAGACGGUGGCUUUUAUUAGAAAUGUCCCAUCCUUCUACCAGCUGCCACAAGAAGAUCAGAUCCUUCUCAUACACAAGUGCUGGGCUCCACUUUUUGUUUUAGGACUGGCUCAAGAAAGGGUAGAUUUUGAAUGGAAAGAACUUUCUGUCCCAAGCCUCUUGAAAAAGAUUCUUCUUAAUCAGUCUUCCAGUGCCGGCGAUACCACAGCGAGGUCUGAUGCUGGAGUUGCUUUCAGAGAUGUCCAACGGAUACAGAUGCUUCUACAUAAACUGUGGAGCUUGGACAUUUGCACAAAGGAAUAUGCAUAUCUUAAAGGGAUGGUGCUGUUUAAUCCAGGUAUUAGUGGUAUGAGGUACCCCCAUUAUGUUCAGACCCUGCAUCUGGAAGCACUGCAAACACUAAUGGAGUUUACAUCAAUGAUACACAGCAGGAGUUACAGUCGCUUCACCUGGAUGCUGGAAGCUGUAGACUUUGUCAAGACUAUCGACUCCAAAGUGAUCACAGAACUUUUCUUCAGACCUAUCUAUGGACAGAUUAAUCUGGAAGAGGUGUUGCUGGAAACUUUGUUUAUCAAGCACUAA
Molecule: messenger RNA, 1050 nt
Organism: Nanorana parkeri
Lineage: Eukaryota; Metazoa; Chordata; Amphibia; Anura; Dicroglossidae
Product: nuclear receptor subfamily 0 group B member 2-like
Exons: 3
Coding region: 1-1050 (349 amino acids)
Biological process (GO): negative regulation of transcription by RNA polymerase II
Cellular component (GO): nucleus; cytoplasm
Molecular function (GO): transcription corepressor activity; transcription factor binding
Source: RefSeq, a predicted model, not a curated record